GCGCCUUAAGUCAGCUGUAUAUGAAGCGUUUGAAAACUUGGAUAAUCGAAUCCAACAUUCUUAAAUCGGAAGUGACAAUAAUAACAAGAAAAUCGUAUUACAAUGGAAGGUUUUGACGAUGUUGGUGUUUUCUUUUCGGAUAAUUUCAAUCCAGACAAUGAAUCGGCUGGAAAAGACAUCAAUUUGCAAGCAGUGAAAAAGAAAUACAAAGAAUUCAUUCGCACCUUCAACGAAGACAAUUUCCACUACAAAUACAGAGAUGCGUUGAAGCGAAACUAUCUUCUCGGUCAAUACUUUCUUGAGAUUGAGCUGGAAGACUUGGCCGGUUUCGAUGAUGCAUUGGCGGAUAAGCUUCGCAGGCAGCCCACUGAGCACUUGGGAAUUUUCGAAGAAGCAGCCAAAGAAGUUGUAGACGAAAUAACAGCACCGCGACCGGAACACGAAGAAGAGGUCCAAGACAUUCAAAUUUUGCUUACGUCCGGAGCCAAUCCAACGAACAUACGAGACUUAAAAUCUGAAUCGGUUUCGCGAUUGGUUAAAAUUGCCGGCAUCAUCAUCUCAGCGUCUGGAAUCAAAGCGAAGGCAACGAGAAUGUCCCUUCAGUGCAGAUCGUGUAACACAGUCAUUCCCAAUUUGCCGGUUAAUCCUGGUUUGGAAGGAUACCAACUGCCCAGAAAGUGUAACACUGAACAAGCUGGUCGGCCGAAGUGUCCGUUGGAUCCCUAUUUUAUCAUGCCGGAUAAGUGUCGCUGUGUUGAUUUCCAAGUGUUAAAGCUCCAAGAGCUACCAGAUUUUAUCCCUCAGGGAGAAAUUCCUCGUCACAUGCAACUAUUUUGCGAUCGAAGUCUUUGUGAACGUGUCGUACCUGGCAAUCGGGUCAUGAUUCAUGGCAUUUUUGCAAUCAAGAAAAUUGGACGACCUGGAAAGGCAGAUAGUCGUGAAAAAGCUAUAGUUGGUGUUCGUGCACCAUACAUGCGAAUUGUUGGGAUUACAUGCGACUCGGAAGGUAUGGGUGCCAUAUCUCGGUACAACAAUAUCACCACUGCUGAAGAAGAGACAUUCCGCCGACUGGCUGCAACACCAAAUUUAUUCGAUCGUUUGGCUGACAGUCUGGCACCGAGCAUUUUCGGGUCAAAUGACAUUAAGAAGGCCAUUGUUUGUCUGCUGUUUGGCGGUUCCAGAAAACGAAUGCCCGAUGGCUUGACACGACGUGGUGACAUCAAUGUUCUGCUGCUUGGUGAUCCGGGUACAGCCAAGUCACAAUUGCUGAAGUUCGUUGAAAAAGUGUCACCGAUUGGUGUGUAUACAAGUGGUAAAGGAUCCAGUGCUGCAGGUUUAACAGCAUCUGUCAUGAGAGAUCCAGCUACGCGUAAUUUUGUCAUGGAAGGCGGUGCAAUGGUACUGGCUGAUGGUGGUGUUGUAUGCAUUGAUGAAUUCGACAAAAUGAAAGAGGACGAUCGGGUUGCCAUUCACGAGGCGAUGGAACAGCAGACCAUUUCUAUUGCUAAAGCCGGUAUUACAACGACGUUGAACUCAAGAUGCUCGGUAUUGGCUGCUGCCAAUUCUAUAUUUGGUCGGUGGGACGAUACAAAAGGCGAAGAAAACAUUGAUUUCAUGCCGACCAUUUUGUCUCGUUUCGAUAUGAUAUUCAUUGUCAAGGACGUGCACGAUGAGACUCGAGAUAUUACUCUGGCCCGACAUAUCAUCAACGUUCAUUUAAAUGCAAACAAAGCAACAGACGAGCCGAAAGAAGGUGAAAUAUCGCUACCAAUGUUGAAGAAGUACAUUCAUUAUUGUCGCACUCGGUGUGGUCCACGACUCAGCCAGGAAGCUGGCGAAAAAUUGAAAAGCCGUUAUGUUCUCAUGAGAAAUGGAGCCAGUGAACAGGAGAAGGCGUCUCAUAAACGACUUACCAUUCCAAUUACUGUCCGACAACUGGAAGCCAUCAUUCGUAUAUCCGAAUCUCUGGCCAAAAUGCAACUACUACCAUUCGCUACCGAUGUUCAUGUGACCGAAGCGUUGCGUCUAUUUCAAGUGUCCACAUUGGAUGCGGCAAUGACGGGAAGUUUGGCUGGAGCCGAAGGUUUCACAACGGAAGAGGACCAUGAAAUGCUCAAUCGCGUAGAGAAACAAUUGAAGCGGCGAUUCGCUAUCGGAUCGCAGGUGUCCGAACAAAAUAUUAUUGCCGAUUUUGCACGGCAAAAAUAUCCGGAACGAGCUGUACUAAAGGUUAUUCAUGCGAUGAUUCGGCGUGGCGAAUUGCAACAUCGAUUACAGCGUAAAAUGCUCUACAGACUCUUUUAGAACUGUGUUUGGCAUUGUUUGUCAUCUCUGGUGUUAUUGUUUGUAUCAAAAUAAAAAAAUUAAAAUCAAUUACGUUAAUGUCUUAUUCGAUCAAGCGUCUCAUUGUAUGCGUUUAGAUUUUUGUGCUUUUCUUUUUUUCUAUUUAAAACAACGAAAUCAAUAAAACAAAAAUUGUUAACUUUAA
Bradysia coprophila is the source of this 2488-nucleotide messenger RNA. It is a transcript of the gene Mcm5, whose product is annotated as Minichromosome maintenance 5. NCBI's taxonomy places the organism in Eukaryota, Metazoa, Arthropoda, Insecta, Diptera, Sciaridae. Gene Ontology annotation, cellular component: MCM complex; nucleus. The record is from RefSeq and is a predicted model, not a curated record. Gene Ontology annotation, molecular function: ATP binding; single-stranded DNA binding; single-stranded DNA helicase activity. Gene Ontology annotation, biological process: double-strand break repair via break-induced replication; DNA replication initiation; DNA replication.